ACGUACCAGUACUUUUUAGAACAUGUCUAAGGUCGGUCACCGAUGUGGUGAAAAAGCGUUUCGAAUACUGAAAAUCCCGUAUAAACGCUCACUUCGAGGAAGGGAAGCUCGGCGUGAGAAGGGAGCGGACCCGUCUGCUGCUGGCUGCGACGGGACUGAGAUGUAUAGACGACAAUUUGAGGAUUUUCCGCACAGUUCUGGAGCUUCGGCUGCGCUGAUGAAGAAACUGCGGCGGGAAGCAGCAGCUCAAAGCUGUGAAACAAGCCGCGCUUUGUCGUUGCCGGAGACAAGUGCUCGGAGUCGGAGCGAUACGGUUCUUUUUCCAGCAGUGUCGCUGGGUGCGACGUGCGCAGAGUUUUCCUAUAUUGGGCAAAUGGGCGGGGGUGGUGGUCGGACUGAAGGCAUGAUGAGCAAGGUGAAGGUCGGUCAUCAUGAUCAUGGUGUCUGGUGUCACUCUGACCUACUGGAGAGGCUACAGCGGCAGCUGGAAGUGGAAGAGAAACAGCUGGAGAACUCGAGCUUUCUUCACACAUCUAACAUGCCUUCUUUCUCCGAGAUGCCUGCUACAUACGUACACAUCAUCAUCAUGUCAACUGGGAAGAAAGUGGAUCUCCUACCAUCUAACAAUCAUGGACACAGAAUAAGUCAUCUCCGGAAGAGGUCGUUCUGCACCGUGGCGAUGAUCGGAAGACCAUCGAACGUCUGGGAACGCCGUCACGAUGCCCUGCUUUCUCCAGCUGAAGCGGUGUCGUGCGUAAGAGCCUACAGCAAGACCAGCUUCCCCGAUGCGUCUCUGUACAAAAGCAAGACGGCCUAUUAUGACAUCCUCCAAGUUUCGCCAAGUGCCACACACGCCCAGAUAAAGACCGCAUACUACAAACAAUCCUUUAUGUAUCACCCAGAUAGAAAUGCAGGCAGCGAAGAGGCCACGCUCCGCUUCUCUGAGAUCAGCGAGGCGUACAUGGUACUGGGCAACAGAAGCCUCAAGAAGAAAUACGACCGAGGCAUCCUGAGCCAAGCUGACGUGCAGGGAGCCGGUCGACCCUCGAGAAACGAGCCGCCAGCUUCGGCCGCGGCAGACCGACAGACGACAUCCCGAUACUCGCCUUCGAUGGGCGCGGAUGGGAAGUCCACGUUCGAUUUUGACGCGUUCUAUCAGGCUCACUACGGUCAGCAACUCCAGCGGGAGAAGGAGCUUCGCUGGCGAAAGGAUCAAAUGCAGAAGAAGCAGGUGGCGUUUAAAGACAGGGAGUUAGGACGGAUGACUGAGAUCUCUGUAGGGUUGCUGUUGGUGGUGGGGGUAGCUAUUCUGUUCAAUAUGAAGUCGUCGAAGUAGGCCGAACCAAAGCAGAACUCCUCAUGCCGUUUUAUUAUUUGCACAAUGCUGAUGGAUGAUUCAGGACUGAUAUCUUAUUUUAGUACUUGUGCCAUGUGCUCACAGUUGAUCCUUUAAAAAUGGACAAUCAAUGUUAAGAAUUAUAAUGUAGUAAAAGUAGUUCUGCCACAUCACUAGAGAGGUCAUUUCCUCUAGAUAAGCUUAAAAGAAUCCACCAGGAAUGGCUGACCUAUCAGAAUUUUGGAAGAGAUACUUGAAGUGAGAACUGUUUUUCCAAACUGUAUACAUUGUUGCACAUUCUGUGUACCACUUACAUUUAUUUAGCUGAUGCUUUCCUCCAAAGCGACUUGAAUGUUAGUAUGAUUUAUCCUCCUGGGUAAUUUUUACUGGAGCAAUUAAGAAUAAAUACAAUAAUUAAAGGAGCUAUAGUUGGGGGUGUGAUUCAAAUUUAUAUCCUUUGACUGCAAGCAGAUGCUCUUACCACUAUGCCAACCAUUUUCUAAACAUUUUCAUUUUAGUACUGUAAAUAUGGGUAAACCUGUAUCUGUCAGAUUUUGAAAAUAUGUACCUGCUUAGCCUGGUUUCCGAAUAUAAAGCAUUCUAAUGUACAG
Scleropages formosus (Asian bonytongue) is the source of this 1947-nucleotide messenger RNA. RefSeq names its product DnaJ (Hsp40) homolog, subfamily C, member 30a (gene dnajc30a). The transcript has a single exon. The record is from RefSeq and is a predicted model, not a curated record. Bases 23 to 1336 code for a protein of 437 amino acids. NCBI's taxonomy places the organism in Eukaryota, Metazoa, Chordata, Actinopteri, Osteoglossiformes, Osteoglossidae.